Molecule: messenger RNA, 2910 nt
Organism: Diaporthe batatas
Lineage: Eukaryota; Fungi; Ascomycota; Sordariomycetes; Diaporthales; Diaporthaceae
Exons: 1
Coding region: 1-2910 (969 amino acids)
Biological process (GO): Golgi to plasma membrane transport; exocytosis
Cellular component (GO): exocyst; cytoplasm
Molecular function (GO): protein binding
Source: RefSeq, a predicted model, not a curated record
AUGUCGAGGUUCAGCAGGGCCCCAGGGCCCCAGAACACGAGCAUCCUCAACACCCUGCGUGCCACCGAGAUGAUCGACACCAAGGCCGCCCUCCCCGCCGAGAUCCUCGUCACCAUCCUCGACUACCUGCCCGUCUCCGACCUCAUGCGCUUCGCCCGCGCCUCCAGCCGCAUGCGCGAGAUGGUCUACGACGACACGAGAUGGGUCGCACGCCUCAAGAGCAUGGGUCUGUGGAACGAGCUCGAGGCCCGCCGCCGCUUCGACGAUGCCGUGCGCCGGAGGAAGGAGGCCCAGGAGAGGGAGGCCAAGGAACGCGCCGCCGCCGCCGGAGCCAACAGCCAAGGCGCUGCCGAUGCCGGGCGACAGAUAGGUGCCGCGAAGAGGCAGUCCACAACCGUGUUUUUCGACGCUUCCAUCGAGCAGGAGAGGAGGGCGAGGAGGAGUAGCACUCUUGCUCAAGCAUCCGCCCCAGCUAGUGGCGUGCCGGAACUGCGUGAUGGCUUCGAGACCUUGGCCGUAACCGGAACUUCGCAGCCUCCUAGGCAGCCUCUUUCGGAUCCGCUUCAGGACCCCGAUGACUAUUUACAAGUGCUCCAGAACGUCAAGAGCGUGCGAGGCCAUGCGAGAGAGGAGUAUGGCAAAGUCUACGGUGCACUGGGACCUUUCUACUUCGACCUGGUUCGAGCCAAGAGCCAUGCAGACCCGGCCCUUUUCAAGGCGUUCAGGGAUCCCGAGCGCCAGGCGCAGAUGUUGGCAAAUCUACACGUCUUCUCCAAGAGUGACUGGGCUUCGGGCUGGGCUCAGCGCGAGGAAAAGCUUACCCGCAUGACCAACAUCUUCGAGAGCGCCGUGCUCAGGGAAUUCGAGCAGGGUUACGAGUUCUGGGACGUCGAGGGCCGCAUGAGGCGGUAUGCACAUGUCCUGGACAUGUUGAAGAGCACGGCCGGUGUCGACCUCUUCAUCCACAAGCACCCCAUCUUCUCGGACAGAGAAGUCCUUGCCAAUCCGAUGGACUGCAUCAACAAGGCGCCUGCGGAUGGGAUAACACUGGGGCCGUCACAACUCUUCUUCGAGAUCCUGACAGGCAAGCUACAUGAGCAGGCCCUGGUCGUGGAGAAGAUAUUUCCAAAUCCAGGUAAAGUGUUCUGGGCGCUCGUGGACAAGGUCAGGGAGGACACCAUCAUGGACUAUGCAACCUCGCUGUUCGACGAGGCCCGGGAGCGCAACAUCGAAUCCUACCUCAGGGCGGUGUCUGGCAUAUUCGAGCAGUGCUUGCAAUCCCUCAGAUCCCUCGAAGUACCACAGAUAUCGGCCGAGGAAAGCGAGGAGAAGUCGAAAGAGCAAGCGUACAGGGUCGUAGAGCCACACCUGGAUUUGUAUCUGCAGGACGAGCUCGAGUUCUUUCAAAAGAAGGCCGAGGAGGAGGUUGGGAAUUGGGAAAGGAAACUAUCGGAGCAGGACGCAACAGUCGAGUCGUUCUACAUGUCGAAUUUCACCAAGCCCGUGGAUAAGAAGGACUUCCUGAGCUCCUUCAAAAAGACCAUCAUGAUGCCCGUCACGGUGUUGCCCGGACAGCUGCUCACGUCUCCUUUUGGUUCUACCACGACCAAAUCCACACCGGCCUCGAACUCCAACGGCACGUCACUGGCUCCUCAGGCCUCGGCAUCACAGGCAUCCGGUGCAGGCGUACCGGACAGGACAACCAGCCCCCUUCCGGAAAAGGCACCCACAGACGAGCUCGCAGCAAAGGCUGCGCUUAUGGCCUCGCGAUUAGAAGGAAUCAAGUCUCUGUUCAGUAUCGAGGUGGCGCUGAACCUCGUCCACAUGGCCAAGACGAGCCUGGGGCGUGCCGCCGUGCUGAUCCAGCUCGGCGGACAGGCCGGCGAAGAAGCGCGAGAGCAAUGUGCACAGAUUUUCGUCAGCCUUCUCCGUAUCCUGGGCUACAGACACAUCAAGCCCGGUUUCGACAAGGCCGUGGACCACCUUGCGGGUUACAAGGCACGCGAGGUGACAGACCACGGUAGCCAGGGUGGGGUCGCGCCUCUGGUGACAUUUAUUGAGCUGGUCAAUGUGGGCGACCUGAUCUCGCAGAUGAUCGACGUCUUCUACGAGCAGCAGCUGUUGGCCUCCCCACGGAUCGCGGACCGAAACGACUUUCUGGACCAGAGCGGCUUGGCCAAGAAGAAAUUCGAGCAAAUGCUGGACGAGAGCGUGGCAGCGGGGUUGAACAAGGGCAUCGACGUGCUCAUGGAUGAGGUCGAGUACAUCUGCGCCACGACGCAGCUGCCGACGGACUACAACCCGGUGGGACCCGAGCCCGCGGGCCCCGGCGCUGCCGGAAGCAACGGCCUCGGCGCGCAGGACAAGCGGUCCAGCGCGGCGAGCUUCGCGUCCUUUGGCAGCAGCAGCACCACGCAGGGGCAGAGGCACUCGGCGGCCGUCGCGGACCUGUCCCCGACGCAGACGGCGCGUCGCGUGGUGGACCUGGUCAGCUCGCACACGCGCAUGCUCGUCGGCAGCACGGAGAAGACGAUGCUGGAGGUGUUCAACGGCGAGGUGGGGCUGCGGCUCUUCACGGCCGUGUGCAAGCACAUCAAGCGGCAGCGCGUGUCCACCGAGGGCGCCACGCGGCUCAUCGCCGACUGCACCCUGUACUUUGAGUACAUCCAGACGUUGCGCAACCAGGACCUACUCGCCUACUUCCGCGCGCUGCGGGAGCUGAGCCAGAUCUACCUCAUCGACCCGCGGCACUCCAAGGAGAUGGCGACCAUCAUCGCCGACGGCGACCGCUUCGGCGGCGUCUUCCGCGCGGAGGAGGUAUAUGAGUUUGCGGAGCGGAGGGCGGACUGGUACCAGGUCAAGAGGGAUGUCGAGAGGGCCAUGUACGGGAUGGAAUGUUGUCUAAUGUGA